CCGCGUGCCACGUGACCGCCUGGCUGGCGCGCGCGCCUGGGGGUUCGGUCCCUAGCCGCGUUCUCGGUCGCUUCCCUCUUCCCUCGCCGCCUCCUGGCCUUCGCACCGACGCGGCCCGGGCUGGAGCCGAGCCGGGGCCGAGCUGCAGGCCGAGCCGGAGCCGGAUCCGUACCCGCAGAGACGUGGAAACAUGGAGGCCUGAGCCGGUGUGCGCCACCUGGGGCUGCGGCGGCGACAGCGACUUCUCCUGACCCCUCUGCCACCCGCCCGUCCGUCCGCCGGUCUGUGGAACUGGAGCUGAUCCCCCCGCCGGCUGAGACAGGCUGUCUUUUGGAAAUGCAGGUUUAAGGACAAACUAUCUGCUUAAGCUAGAAGAUGGGAUCGAAUAGCAGCAGAAUUGGCGAUCUUCCUAAAAAUCAGUACUUGAAAAAGUUAUCAGGCACGGAAUCCAUCUCUGAGAAUGACCCGUUCUGGAAUCAACUUCUCUCGUUUUCUUUCCCUGCACCAACUAGCAGUACUGAGUUGAAACUCUUGGAGGAAGCAACCAUUUCAGUCUGCAGGUCGUUAGUUGAAAACAAUCCUCGAACAGGAAAUCUUGGUGCACUAAUUAAGGUCUUCCUUUCUAGAACCAAAGAACUAAAACUUUCAGCAGAAUGUCAGAACCACAUCUUCAUUUGGCAGACACACAAUGCUUUGUUUAUUAUUUGCUGUUUGCUGAAAGUGUUCAUCUGUCAGAUGUCAGAGGAGGAAUUACAACUUCAUUUUACUUAUGAAGAAAAAUCUCCUGGCAAUUACAGUUCUGACUCAGAAGAUCUUUUGGAAGAAUUGCUGUGCUGUUUGAUGCAGUUAAUCACUGAUAUUCCACUCUUAGAUAUUACAUAUGAAAUAUCAGUAGAAGCUAUAUCAACAAUGGUUGUUUUCCUUUCCUGCCAACUCUUCCACAAAGAAGUUUUGCGACAGAGCAUCAGCCACAAGUAUUUGAUGCGAGGUCCAUGUCUUCCAUACACCAGCAAACUUGUGAAGACCUUAUUAUAUAACUUUAUCAGACAAGAAAAGCCACCUCCUCCAGGAGCCCAUGUUUUCCCUCAGCAGUCGGAUGGGGGAGGACUGCUUUAUGGACUUGCAUCAGGAGUAGCAACAGGACUCUGGACUGUCUUCACACUAGGUGGUGUGGGCAGCAAAGUGGCUGCCUCUCCAGAGCUUUCUUCCCCUCUGGCCAACCAGAGUCUCCUGCUUCUGCUGGUGUUGGCCAAUCUGACAGAUGCCUCAGAUGCGCCAAACCCCUACAGACAAGCCAUUAUGUCCUUCAAGAACACACAAGAUAGCAGUCCUUUCCCCCCAUCAAUUCCACAUGCCUUCCAGAUCAACUUUAAUAGUUUGUACACAGCUCUUUGUGAACAGCAGACAUCUGAUCAAGCAACUCUCCUCUUGUAUACCUUGCUCCAUCAAAAUAGUAAUAUUAGAACAUAUAUGUUGGCUCGCACAGAUAUGGAAAAUCUUGUUUUACCAAUUCUUGAGAUUCUGUAUCAUGUUGAAGAAAGGAAUUCACACCAUGUGUAUAUGGCCCUUAUAAUAUUGUUGAUCCUUACGGAAGAUGAUGGCUUCAACAGAUCCAUUCAUGAAGUGAUACUAAAAAAUAUUACUUGGUAUUCAGAACGAGUUUUAACUGAAAUCUCCUUGGGGAGUCUCCUGAUCCUGGUGGUAAUAAGAACCAUUCAAUACAACAUGACUAGGACAAGAGACAAGUACCUUCACACAAAUUGUUUGGCAGCUUUAGCAAAUAUGUCGGCACAGUUUCGUUCUCUCCAUCAGUAUGCUGCCCAGAGGAUCAUCAGUUUAUUUUCUUUGCUGUCUAAAAAACACAACAAAGUUCUGGAACAAGCCACACAGUCCUUGAGAGGUUCGCUGAGUUCUAAUGAUGUUCCUCUACCAGAUUAUGCACAAGACCUAAAUGUCAUUGAAGAAGUGAUUCGAAUGAUGUUAGAGAUCAUCAACUCCUGCCUGACAAAUUCCCUUCACCACAACCCAAACUUGGUAUAUGCCCUGCUUUACAAACGCGAUCUCUUUGAACAAUUUCGAACUCAUCCUUCAUUUCAGGAUAUAAUGCAAAAUAUUGAUCUGGUGAUCACCUUCUUUAGCUCAAGGUUGCUGCAAGCUGGAGCUGAGCUGUCAGUGGAACGGGUCCUGGAAAUCAUUAAGCAAGGCGUCGUUGCACUGCCCAAAGACAGACUGAAGGUAAGAAGGCUAAAGAAAUGUCCACUUGACACUGCCGUGUCCCUUGAUGUAAAUGUUAGUGUCUUAGCAGACCCUAUCCAGAAUCGUGCUGCUUACCCAGUAUAUAGACUAGAAGGGCACCUCAGAACUGUGACAAAGGUUUCUGACAGCUUUUCAAAAGAAGCAUUAAUACUUUCAUGCCACUGCAUAUCCUACAGGUAACCGUGGCAUGCACUAUAAUUCAUAUACUGUAAAUAAAAGGACACCUUAUUUUUUUAACCCAGUAAAACAAAUUCGGCCUUAAAAGUAUCAUCAAGAGUUGAUGGGAAGGUGGUGAUGAAGAUGAUCACAACAGUAGCUAAUAUUUCCAUAGUGUGACUCAGUGCCACACAGGUUCUAAAUGUGUUAUAUCAAGCUCAUUCGGUCCCUACCACAGCCCUUUAAGGUGGGUAGUGGUAUCAUCCUAAUUUUUCAGAUGAGGAAACUAAUGUACAGUGAGGUUAAGAAACUUAGCCAAAGCCAUACAACUGGAAAAUGAUGGAGCCUGGAGAUUGAAACCCAGGAAGUCUAGCUCCAGAGCCCACGUUCAUAAUUGCUGCACUGUUUACUGUGUGCCUGGGAUGUAAUAGUGGAAAGAGAUGCACUUCGUGGAGAAGGUGGGGGAAAUGCUGCAUUUGAAGAAGGCAUUUACAUCUGUUUGAUAGAUGUACUCCUGAAGCAGUCUCACAAUAUCAAACUCAUACUUCAAGACUAAUUAUCCCAUAAGAAAAAGAUGUAAAGAAGAUCCUUUGGGGAAUGCAUGAAUGUACAGCAUUGCAGCUUACUUUUACUUUACUGUUCUUUUUAAUUUUUUCUUCAUUAGCUCUAAUUUUUUAGAGUGCUUUCACCUAAAUUACCAACACAGGAGGUCAUAGUGGAUAUUUGGCCUUCAUAGUGUUUUGUCACAACUCACGUCUGUUCCAGUGUUACUGUUUUUGGGGGCUGUGUUUUUCAGCACUAUCACUAGAACCACUGCUUAAUGAAUGCUUGAGAGAUAUUGUUGUAGGAUAUAAAAAUAUUUUCAAUUAUAAUAACAGAGUUUGUAAAAUAACAGCACAUUAGUCAUCAUAAUCACUUACUGAAGUUCCACUGUACAUAAACAACAGUGAGAUUCACACGGUACUGAGCAAAGAUGGCAAAUGUUCUGUUUAUCAGCCAAAGUGGCACCACCAUGUGGUAACAGCAUAAAAACAGGUUACAGUUCACUGGGCCCUCCAGCUUGGAUGUGUUCCUAUUCCAGAUAAUUUUUUUAAAUAUAGAGAAUUCAUAUUGUUUCCAUUUUUACAUAAAGUAAGACCUUGGUUUGUUGGUUGGUUUGGGGGUAUUUUUGUGGGAUUUUUUUGAACUAUUUCAAAUUUAUGUAUACUAUACCAUGUGAACCAGUACAAAAAAAUCCAUGAAGAUUAAAGUGGCUACUCCCAGGAAGUGAUGGAUCUUGGUGUGUAAACUCAGUCAAGAACAAAGUAGAAAUCUCGAGGCUGCCAAAAAAGAACACUGCAGUGGAGUCUGGGGAAGGUUAAUCUUAUAAUUCACUGUGAUACUUACCCUAAAGCAAAAUGAAUUACAGUGUGCAGGCUAAGUGCUAGAAUGUUAAUAUUUGUUCAUUUAUUAUACUAUGUUCAAAAAUAAAAUGUCAUUUAUAUUUGAGACAGUGACAUAUAAACAAAAAUGUAACUCUUUUCGUUUUUCAGAAUUAUGGCUAAAUAGAGAAAAUAAUUGAUCUAUGGUGGGUCCCAGGCAAGUUGACUCUGAUUUAGAGCAAGAUCCUAUUAAGGCCAAGGUCAUGGAUAAAUUUCUUAAGAGGGCCAGUUAAUUUGGUUCUGGAACAUAGCAAGAAGUUGUACUCCUGACCUCAGCUUGCCAUCUCACUUCAUGGUUGCAAAAGGAUAGAGGAUGGAUGAUUCAGUUUAAAAAAAAAAAAACUAUCACCGGUACUAGAAAAGAUUACAUUUACUAAAAUUACAUUUACCCACAGAUGGUGAGUCAUCCUAGUUGGUUUAAAUGAUAGCAUAUUAUUACCACAGAUGUUACUAGAAAUAAAAGGCUGUUUAUCCUUACAAUCAAGCCUUAUCUCAAUUAUUUUAAUCAUCUUUUUGGAUUGAGUGUUUAUAAUAAAAUGAAUCACUUAAAACCUCUAGAGUUUGAUUCACAGAAUACCACAGUAUCUAAAGUUGAUUGAAAAUUCAAGCUGUGUUGAAUAAUGUUUACAUUAUACUACGUGAAAGCACAUUAUAGUCUUUGGAGUAGUUUACUAAUAUAUACUGAUAAAAUAAUUGUCGGGUAUGUAAUAAUAGUUUCAUACAUGAUAUUGAUGUAAAAGUUGGUUUCAAAUUGGAAAUGCUGUCUUAAUAAGCCCUCUAUGAAAAUGUGGAAUAAUACCUACUAAUUGAUUUGUUGUUUCUUAAAAUAUAUAAAUUAAACACUUAGAAACUCAGAAUUCUUUACUACUACCUUCUGGGUUGUUAAGAGGAUCACAGCGCCCCUUACUCAUGAAAAAUUCACCAGCUAAUGUCAGCUGAAGCCGAUGAACCAAAAGUUUUAGAAGUUUCCCUUGCAUUGUAGAAUUGAAGCCAACUUUGUAGAAGUAGUAUUCUUCCAAUUUUGGGCAAGUAAACAGUAAGAUCUGGAAGCCCAUGGAAGAGUAAUUGACUUCCAACCAAAUAAAAUAUUUUUCAAUCAAAUAUUAUUUGACAUAGCCUUCUAAAAUAUUUGUGUAAUAUCCUAUGUGGGAAUACAUACUCUUUGGAUAAAUCUGUCUAUAUAGUUAAACAACUUGGCUGUUCAGAGUAAAUAGUAUUAAUAUCAUUCUAAACAUUUUCUUCUUACUGGUAUUCUGUGAAGUCUGGGAAAGGCAAUACCAGGUAAUUAUUUUUUCCGGAGCCUCCUGCUUAAACAGAGACCUAAAGAACAGGCUCUGAAAUCCUGAGUCACUUAUUUCUCCUUUAGGGUUUGGAAGGAAAUAAAUAAAGUUAGUAUGUCCUCUGGGAGCCGACUUAGAAGCCGCAGCUCAAAGCUCUCACUGUCUGUAUCCACAACAGGGCAUGUUCCUGGCUCGCGUUUUGCUUACUGUGGAGCAAUUUGAAUGUCAUGGUGAUGGGUCAGAAUUCAUCCAGAUCCGUGCGUGUUCUCAUACCACUGCCACCUCAGAUUUUAUUAUGUUGGGCUCUCAAGUCCCCUCUUUUCUUCAGUUUAGUGAAUUAUCUAUGUCAUUUGAGGAUUAAGAAUUUUACUGUGUUUAGUGUUUGAAAACUAGGUAGUGCUUUUCAAGGGGAAUUAACCAGAAGAUAACUUACCUUUUAGUGUAAAUAAGAAAGUAUGGAAUAAUAUGUUAUUGACAAUAACCAAACUUUUCAUUUACUCAAGACACUUGAUAAGUCAUAGGAAUUAAAAGUAAUUACCAGUUUCACACUAAAUGAUUUUUAAAGCCUUUAUUUUAUAUCCACUUUUUAGAAUACUUUCAUGGUUGUUUUUAGUUGCAUAAAGAAAAAUAUAAAAAAUCACAUUAACUGACUUGCUUAAAACCUUUCCCCUUGCUCCUAUUUGGGGGUCUCUUCCCUAUCUCACCCUAAGCAUCUUUUGUUUCUUUGUCAGUUCUCUAUCCCCAGAGCAGAUUCCUGAGUGCCGUACUGGGAGGGCCCUUCGGGGUCCCACAGGAACAACCCCUGUGUGUCCACAGUCACUCUCUUCUGCCUCCCCACACAUCCACACUCCUUGUGUAUCUCUACCUGUGGAAAUAUGAAUAGCCAGCAUCCUCCCUCUAACACAAAAGUACUGUUAGAUCCCAAACCCUAGAAAUUCUCAUUUCUCGAGUCAUUCCUUUCCCUCCACAUUGCCACCCUCCCAUGUGGCUGCUCCACAUUUCCCCCACAGUCUGUUGCUAUAAACUCCUAAUUGGAGUCUCCACUUCCGCAUCUUUCUUCCUCCCCAGGUGUCCUUAGCCCUGUUGCCAUCCUUAUACCCUGCUCUGAUCCAGCACGCAAGGCACUUCAUGGCCUAGCUCCUGACUUAAGUUGUGUUCUUUUUCCUCCUACGGAUCCUGUGCUCCAACACUGUCAGCCGCUGGCUGAUCGCCAGGUGGACAGAGUCCUUGCAUGCCAGGCCUUUGUGCAUGCAGCUUCUGGGUUCUCACAGAUUCAUGGCUUGUCUGUCAGGUGAGCCGAUCAUGCUCCCCACUUUCUAUGAAGCCCACUCUGAUUCACCCACGCACACUCGGUGGUUUUCUCCACAUUCCUAUGGCGCACGUAUGUCCCUCCAUUAUAGCAAAACCAUCCCCCAGCACACCCAUCUCAUUCAAUACAUAUUCGUGGGGUAAAUUAACUUCUCCACUCUGCCUCUGGAUUCCUAUUUCUCUCCUUCUUCUCAGCCAAAAUCUUGAUUUCUCCUUUGGUCCUUCAACUCUCCUUAUUCAUUGCACAGCAUUAGUGCAGAACAUUAAAGGAGGGACUCCCAGUGAAGAGUGAGGCUUUUCUCCAUGGCUUGCUGUCCCAAGGACCCCUCAGCCCAGGCUCUCCGGUGGAAGACUAAGGGUCUCUUACCACUAAGCUUUCCCUGCUAGUUGGUUUUCCUGUAUUUGGCCCUUCUCCUUCUACCACCCUUCUCCUUCUGUCCCCAGAUUUGCUUCUCAGGAUGUAUGCACCCACCUGUUCCUUUACAUUAAUUUGCAUCAUCAUCAUCAUCACCGAUAUCAUCUGUAAUAUACAAGCAAAGCAUCUCUUAUAAAUGUGGUUUGUUUCUUCCUACUGCAGCUCGUUAUUUUACCCCCACUUUGACCACAACAUUGCUAGGACAUUGGGGAAACAGAAGUAUGUAAGACACCACCUCUGCCCUCAGAAAAAUGUAUCACCUUUCAGGAGAGAAAGGCACCCCCUUGCAUUGCAGAGCUGAAUAGAGCAUGGCACUUUAUGCUAAAUGUCAAAUGAAUGGUGUAGAAGUUAAGUUCUGGAAGAAGGAAUGGAGACACUGCUGGGAAGAACUAGUCAGGGAACGUUUAAGAGAAACCUGGACUUGACCUUCUCUGUCUUAAAGGGAUGGUAAGAUUUCCAUAAAGCUGGGAUGAAAGAGAAAUCCAGAUGGAGAAAUCCGUGUGUGAGUACAAGAGAAGGCCCAAGGCAAGUUCAGCUUAGUGUCCAACUGGAACAAUAGGACUCCCCUAAUUCUCUCUGCUGUAUUAAUGUGGCUUGUAUUAUUUAAUGGUACAAUAAAGUAAUUAGUGGCUUUCAAACUCUUUAGACUGCCACCCACAGCAAAAAAUACAUUUAACAUCAUGAUACAAUUCACACAUUUAUAUACAACUGAAAUGAAAGUUUGAUAAAACAGUACUUAACCUCAUUAAAUGUGAUGGGCCCCGAUAUUGCCUAUUCUGUUUCUUUUUUUAAAAUUGUUAGUCAGACCCAUUAAAUUGAUUUAAUGAUCCACUAUUAUUUAGUAACUCAGAGAGUUUUAAAAAUAAUGUAUCAAGGCUGGGUGUGGUGGCUCACACCUGUAAUCCCAGCACUUUGGGAGCUGGAGGCGGGCAGAUCACGAGGUCAGGAGUUCGAGACCAGCCUAACCAACGUGAUGAAACCGAGAUCGUGCCACUGCACUCCAGCCUAGGGGACAGAGCGAGACUCCAUCUCAAAAUAAAUAAAUAAAUAAAUAAAUAAAUAUCAAAUCAUUGUUUUUCAAAGUGUGAUCCUCAUAGCAGCAUCAGCAUCCCCUAGGAACUUGCUAGAAAUGGAGGUUCUCUGGCCCUACCCCAGACCUAUGGAAUUAGAAUCUGUGGGGCUGGGGCAGUCAGUGCGUAACAUCAGCCCCUGUGUGAACUGAUGCCUGCUCCAGUUUGAGAAGCACAGCACUAGAUAAUUGCUCCAAACACACCAGCCCUCUCCACUCUUAGAGCCUUGCCUAGAUCACUCUCCCUGCUCCAGAUAUCUGCUGGCCUCAUUCCUGCAUCUCCUUCAAGUCUUUACUCUCGUGAGCAAAUGAAAUCACUCUCUCCAUCAUGCCUGCCCGACCUUCCAGUUAACAUUUCUGCACUCCCAGUCCCCCAAUCCUACUGUAUGUUUUCUUUUUCUGCAGCAUUGUCAUCUAGCAUACUGUAUAAUUAUUUAUUAUUAUCCUCCUAGAUAAUGUAAGCUCCAGGAGGCCAGGGGUCUUCAUAUUUUGUUCACUGGAGUAUCUGAAAUGUACCUGGCACAUACUGGGCACUUUAAUAUUUGCUGAAUGGGAGGGAGGGAGGAAAUGAGAAAGAGAGGGAUACCAACGAACAAUGGGCCUGUUGACCAUAAAAUGCCACUUCAAGAAAACAUUCUUUGAAGAACAGCUCUCCAUAGACUCUUAAAAGGUCAGCUUUUAUUCCAAAAUAUUAUAAAGAAGCUCGGUUAAGACUGGAGGUCUUGGUCACUUUGUUGGAAUAGUUGCUUUUUAAAAGUCUACAUUAUUCCACAUUUAUGCAUUCUUAUAGCUACAAAACCCUACUGUGAAGACCUCCAUUUUAGUAGUUCUCAUCAAUAAGCUAAUUCUUAUGUAAAUUGGCCUUACUAAAUUUUUAAUAGUUUCUCAGGGGUUCUCUUCUUGACUGUCACCUGCAGUGAUUUCAUAGUUCAAGCAGAGUAAAAUAUUCUGAUUUAUGGUACUAGGAUAAAUUUUUCAAGUGAUCUCAUUUUUUCCUAUUUCUGAACCUUUCUCAGAGGGUGAAGAGCAUGGAGGGCCUGUCAGGCUCUAUGAGAGUCCAAUAAAGAGCCACUGUUUGCUUUUUCUGGUUCAUUCUCUCUACUUUCCCUGAUCCAUGUAGAGCAUGUGUGUGUUCAGGGCCUGACAGAAAGUCGAGGAGACCGAGUGCCUGACACCGUCCACCAGCCCAACAGCAAAGCCUCUUCUUCAGACUAAAUCUGCUGCUAGCUUAUAGCUACUUUAAUUGUACAAAUGAUGUCAUUUGACUUUUUUCUCCUGUUUUUAUUUUUAUCACUUUAGACUUUUAAAAAAUCGUUUUCUCUCUUUCCUGACAUAUUGUUACCUUUUUGCUGUGGGAUGGGAGCUAGGAAGCAUUCAGCAUAAAGGGGAUAGCUCUGUGCUGGGCUUCUAUCCUCAAAGGAGAGAUGACAUUUCUGCCAUUCCACCAGGCCCAAAAUGAUCUCUGCAGAAUUCAACAAUCACAGUGGCUCUCCCUCCCAUUCUGACUCUCCUUGAGUUUCUUGUCCAAUAAAGACAAAGAUCAAGUCUUAUAAGUUACUUCUGCCUCCCAUGGAAUAGUAAACACAGGCUCAUAAGUGGCUCCAGAAACUGCUAGAAUAAUGUAAUACCUGAUUCUUAGGACCAUUUAAUCCUCAUAUGAGAAAUUUUAUGUUAUGAACUCCAUGGUCUCACAUGCACACAUGCACACACACAAAUUUGCAGGAUGUUGCUACAGCUUUCCAAGUCACCAGUUCUACAUAUUGGGAAGGAAACAAAUGGGAAAUCUUAGCCAAGGCCAGUCCCUCAGUUGAAUCCCUCCAGAGUCAUUUUGUAGGACAAGGACUAUAGAAAGCACAAUAGAACACCCAUAAUGUUGAUACUAGAAUCUCUUCUGUAUUGGGGUUAUCUAAGAAGGAAUCUGGUCACAUUGAUUCUCCCUCCAUCAAAAUGAGGAUUUCAAGAGAAUUCUCUUUUUUUUUUUUUUUUUAAUUUUAUUAUUAUUAUACUUUAAGUUUUAGGGUACAUGUGCACAAUGUGCAGGUUAGUUACAUAUGUAUACAUGUGCCAUGCUGGUGUGCUGCACCCAUUAACUCGUCGUUUAGCAUUAGGUAUAUCUCCUAAAGCUAUCCCUCCCCCCUCCCCCCACCCCACAACAGUCCCCAGAGUGUGAUGUUCUCCUUCCUGUGUCCAUGUGUUCUCAUUGUUCAAUUCCCACCUAUGAGUGAGAAUUAAUGAACAGUCACCUGGAGCACUCUUUUCAUAUGCAGGUUCCGGAUCCCACCUGAGAUUCUAACCUAGUAGACUGGUGAUGAACUCAGGAAUCUGUCUGGUUAAACAGUUCUUUGAGCAGUGCUGAUAACCUGCCAGAUUUGGGAACCACUACUGUAUGGACCAGUUUUCUUCAAUUCCCUGCCCUCACAAAAACUAAGGAGAUGAUGGCUAGGAUUAACAGUUGGCCUUGAUAAGCUUGGAGCUGUUUUUUUCCAACUUCCCUACAAAAGACAGAGAACUUUCACUUUGUGAUCCUUAAAGUAGAUUCCUUUAAAGUGGAAAAUAUUUUACAUGUAACCCAAAUAUAAGAUGAGAAUUACUUUAAAAUGAGACACAGUAGUAAAAUUCCAUUAAUAAAGUCUGUGGCCUUUUAAAUGUUGCAUAUACUUUUCAGUCUGACAUAAGUAUCCCUCUUUUGACUCAACUUCCUUUUUCUUUGUUGUUUACUAUUCAGUUAACAUUAAUUGAGCACUUGCUCUAUACCAGGUGCUCUGGUAGGUAUUUUUAUAUAGGUGAUCUCAUUUAGUCUCCCUAGCAAUUCUAUGAGGUGUAAGGAUAAUUUCCAUUCUGCAAGUGAGGAAACAGGCUAAGGAGUUCACUGGAGCCAGGUGCAGUGACUCAUACCUGUAAUCCCAGCGGUUUGAGAGGCUGAGGCAGGACGAUCACUUGAGCUCAGGAGUUUGAGACCAGCCUGGGAAACAUAACGAGACCUCAUCUCUACUAAAACUCCCCCCUAAAAUAUUAGCCAGGUGUGGUAGUGCGCACCUGUAGUCCCAACUAUUCAGGGGGCUAAGGCAGGAGGAUCGCUUAGGCCCUGGAAAUUGAGGCUGCAGUGAGCCCUGAUCCUACCACUGUACUCCACCCUGGGUGACAGACAAGAUUAUUUUAGUCCCUCUUACCUUUGAGCCAUGAAUUUCAGCUAUUCCUUCUUUCAAAUCCUAAAUUUUUGCUUCCUCUUACCCAUUUGCUUAAUAGACCAAUUUGUGUAACUGAAACCAUACAUAAUACACCAAAUUAAGUCCUUGAGUUUGACAAUAUCUGUACUCAGUGUUGUAGAGUAACCUUUGAAAUGUUUGAAAGUUAUGUCCAUUGCUGCUUUAUGGAGUACUGAAAGGCUGUUAGGCCUUUCUUUUUUUUAUUUUUUUAUUAUUAUACUUUAAGUUCUAGGGUACACGUGCACAACGUGCAGCUUUGCUACAUAUGUAAACAUGCGCCAUGUUGGUGUGCUGCACCCAUUAACUCGUCAUUUACAUUAGGUAUAUCUCCUAAUGCUAUCCCAUCCCCCUCCCCCCAUCCCACAACAGGCCCCCGUGUGUGAUGUGAAAUGGGGAAAGGAUUCCCUAUUUAAUAAAUGGUGCUGGGAAAAUUGGCUAGCCAUAUGUAGAAAACUGAAACUGGAUCCCUUCCUUACACCUUAUACAAAAAUUAAUUCAAGAUGGAUUAAAGACUUAAAUGUUAGACCUAAAACCAUAAAAACCCGAGAAGAAAACCUAGGCAAUACCAUUCAGGACAUAGGCAUGGGCAAGGACUUCAUGUCUAAAACACCAAAAGCAAUGGCAACAAAAGCCAAAAUUGACAAAUGGGAUCUAAUUAAACUGAAGAGCUUCUGCACAGCAAAAGAAACUACCAUCAGAGUGAACAGGCAACCUACAGAAUGGGAGAAAAUUUUUGCAAUCUACUCAUCUGACAAAGGGCUAAUAUCCAGAAUCUACAAAGAACUCAAACAAAUUUACAAGAAAAAAACAACCCCAUCAAAAAGCAGGCACAGGAUAUGAACAGACACUUCUCAAAAGAAGACAUUUAUACAGCCAAAAGACACAUAAAAAAAUGCUCAUCAUCACUGGCCAUCAGAGAAAUGCAAAUCAAAACCACAAUGAGAUACCAUCUCAUACCAGUUAGAAUGGCGAUCAUUAAAAAGUCAGGAAACAACAGGUGCUGGAGAGGAUGUGGAGAAAUAGGAACACUUUUACACUGUUGGUGGGACUGUAAACUAGUUCAACCAUUGUGGAAGUCGGUGUGGUGAUUCCUCAAGGAUCUAGAACUAGAAAUACCAUUUGACCCAGCCAUCCCAUUACUGGGUAUAUACCCAAAAGAUUAUAAAUCAUGCUGCUAUAAAGGCCUUUCUUGUACAUAAUAUUGAAAUUGCAGUAAACAUACAAUGGCUUAAUGUCAUAUUUACUUUCUGACUAAUCAUUCUUGAUAAACAGG
Molecule: messenger RNA, 12384 nt
Organism: Pongo pygmaeus (Bornean orangutan)
Lineage: Eukaryota; Metazoa; Chordata; Mammalia; Primates; Hominidae
Gene: DYM
Product: dymeclin
Exons: 16
Coding region: 376-2436 (686 amino acids)
Biological process (GO): Golgi organization
Cellular component (GO): Golgi apparatus
Source: RefSeq, a predicted model, not a curated record